Messenger RNA from Nilaparvata lugens (brown planthopper), 2705 nucleotides. RefSeq names its product stathmin (gene stai). The transcript has 7 exons. Gene Ontology annotation, biological process: microtubule depolymerization; regulation of microtubule polymerization or depolymerization; neuron projection development. Lineage: Eukaryota; Metazoa; Arthropoda; Insecta; Hemiptera; Delphacidae. Bases 251 to 997 code for a protein of 248 amino acids. Gene Ontology annotation, cellular component: cytoplasm; neuron projection. Gene Ontology annotation, molecular function: tubulin binding. The record is from RefSeq and is a predicted model, not a curated record.
AGCUUUCCUGAAUAGUAGGCUACUGCACAUGCGCUGUGCUUUAAAACUGAGAAUCUUGGCGGGUUUCAGUUGCAAAUCGUUUUGUUUACGAAUCUAGGAAUUGCAUGUGUUGUGUAUUGUGUGGUGUAGCUCUACCAUUCUAAAAAAGUUUUUACUGAAAAUAAAAAAUUAUUGCAAGAGUUUGUUUUGAUUAGCUUCAUAUUUGAAGUGCUUUCUGAUCACUGCUCUCUCAGAUACUCUCUGCAUUGAAAUGGCUGAUGUUCGCGAUGAAUCGACUGAAAUCAGAUGCCAGGAGAAGUCGAAAGGCGGCUUGAAGUACGACGUGAUCCUGGCCAACUCGACAGCCACGCCUCCGCCGAAGCGCGCCAAGUCGCCGGUCAACACAUCGCUGUCCGCCGAGGAAAUCGAGGAAAAGCUCAAGGCUGCACAAGAAAGGAGAUUGUCUCUCGAAGCAAACAAAAUGGCUACGUUGGCUGCUAAGCUGUCGAAAAUUGAAGAGGCCUCCAAGAAAAAGGAUGAGCAAACCAAUGUGUUCAUCAACCAGACCAAGGAAGCUCUCGACCAAAAAAUGGAAACUCACAUAGAGAAACGAGAAGCGUACAUUACUGACCUCAAGUCCAAGCUUAAGGAUCAUUUGGAAGGAGUGGAAAAGACUAGACAAUCCCUUGAACAGCAAACGCUCGAGAUCGAGAUGGCUGUCAAAGAGAAAAUGAAGACUGCAGCGGCUCAACGAGACGAAAACAUGAAGAAAAUGGUUGAAAGAAUCAAGGAUCAUGUUGAUCUGGUCAAGAAAGUAAAAGCAAGUCAACAGGAAAAAGUGCAGGCUUUGGAAACACAAAUCCAAAACAAACUGCAUUUGGCGAGCACCCGUCGCACCCAACUCGAAAUCGAACAACGUGAAAAACUCAAGUCUCAGGAGCGGCGCGCAGAGAUGGUCCGUCAGAACAAGGAGAAGCUGAGUCAGAACGAUGAGCAGCAGACAGCUGAGUCUGGCUAGACCAACUCAUCACUCAACCAUCAAACCAGCGAUUUUUCUAUCAACAAUAUUAGACUGUUUAAAAACAUCGUGAUAAUCACUGGUCUGCCGCUAAGUUUUUCGUUGCCAAUAGUUUAAGUUCAUAUUGCAUUGUGGCAUUAUUGGAAGAUCUUGUUUGUUUUCAGUUAUUGUUCUCGCUGUUUAUAAUUAUUGAAAAGUUGGCUCUGAUUAGUUAUGUUUUUUGACUGAAAAGCACAUAAAGUUUCAUUCGGUAUUCUGAAACAAAAUAACGGACUAGUAUUGCUAAUGAUUCAUUUGAUAUCAAUCAUUUCGAAUAAAUAAUUAUUUUUCUCAUGCAUUGGCAAUAAUUUGAAUGGUAUUGAAAAUGUCUUUUUGUGAAACAUUUCAAUUGCCAAUCUUCUAAAAUACCAAACAUUUUUCAAAUUCAAUGUUAUUUCCAGAAAUUGAUCAGAAAAUGAGUUCCUGAGGUACUGGAUAAGAGAAUAAUGUUAGUAACAUCAGAGCAUUUACUUGAAAGUACCUUUUGUGAUAUAAUAUAAGUGAAAUUUUAUAUUCGGUAAAAGUAGAAAAUUAGUAAUUAUUGUGCUUGGAGUCUUUUCCAGAAGCUUAUUUUUUACUUCUCAUAUUCAAGGUUGUCUUGCUGUCUAUACCAUACUUGAAUAGACGUAUAAUCAUGCGACUUUUGUCUAUUCUAUUUCCUUGUAAUUGCUUUUCCACAUCCAUUUCAAAUGUCCCUCAUACAUUGCUUCAUUUAAGAUCUAUGUGUUAUUUUUAUAGUGCCUAUUUUGUAUAUAUUGUGAUUCAAUAUGAUGUAUUUUUUACACUAUGUAUUGGGAAAAGUUUGCUACACUAAUAGUGAGUGACUAAAUCAUUCAACAUUUUUAUUUUUGCUAUCAAGUGUGAGGAUAUUCGAUGUAAUAACGUCCACUGCAUUUUCACAUUCUCAGUCAGCACAGCUAUCUCCGUUUUUCAUAUUGUUUUAGUAGAGUUGUAUUGCCAAAGAAAGAUCAUGCUUCUUAUCAUGCUAAUGCAAAAUAUAUGUUCGGACAGUCUUUCCUCAAUCUUGAAACCGAGCAUUACUGGAUAUGAGAAUGUGAACAUUGCGAGGACUAGGAUAGUGCCAUUUCUACUCAUGUUUUUUUUUCAAAUUAUCUAAACACAUUAAUAAAAUUGAAGGAUAGUGUUUGAUAUGAAUUGAAAUCAGAAUUUAAACACGAAUUAUCAAACAAGAAAAUAUGAUUCCACUAGAAGAGCGUUUUGCUAGAAAAUAAUACAAUAAUAUUAUUAUCAUGUAACUACCCAACUUUUUAUGUAAUUUAUAUUGAGCUAUCGAUUUUUGAAUGUCUAUUGACUGCAUCUAUUUUGAAAACGUCAAGAAAUUGAGAUCAAUUAGUACACUUUGGGAAGGAAAAUGGCAAAAUUUUAGUGUUUGCGUUUUAAACUUUACCAAGAUUUUACCACGUAAUAUUAGACUAUAAUGGUAGUCCACCUUGAUAAUGGUAGAUUAAGUUUCAUUAUUUAAAAAAGUACUUUUUCCAUUGAGUUUUAUUAUAUAAAGUCCCACUAUCUACUAGUGAGAAGCACUUGAUUGAUUUUUUUAUAAGUUGAAUAUUUUUCAUAAAAUGUUUUGGCUUAUCUGUGCUUAAUGCUAGAAAGAUUCAAUCUAUAGAUAUAAUCGAAUCAAAAUAAAGUUUAGUUCAAACUGCAA